Molecule: messenger RNA, 375 nt
Organism: Ogataea philodendri
Lineage: Eukaryota; Fungi; Ascomycota; Pichiomycetes; Pichiales; Pichiaceae
Exons: 1
Coding region: 1-375 (124 amino acids)
Source: RefSeq, a predicted model, not a curated record
AUGUUGCUAACGCAGAUUAAAAGGAUGCCCAAAAAUGACCAAGCAAGCACCUUCUCUUGUUGGCCACCAAACCCGACCGCACUAGCAACCAUCUGGAACCCGAUGAACGUUAAAAAUCCAGAAGUCAAUGCGAUCAGCGACCCAAACAGCAGCAGAUUGGCGUCCAGGUCCAGGUUCAUGUCUCCUUUGAACACGACCCAUCCCAGCAACGCUCCAAUGGGCUGGGCGCAAGCACCCAAGAUUCCACUGAUGAAAAAUGCCCGUGACUUGCUGUUCAACGCAAUGGAUAGUGGCAGAGUCAUGGUAAAUCCUUCCACAAAGUUGUGGAUGAACAUGGACAGGAAAAUAGCGAUACCCAAGUUAGGAUCGGCCUGA